Messenger RNA from Botrytis fragariae, 1293 nucleotides. RefSeq lists its product as uncharacterized. The record is from RefSeq and is a predicted model, not a curated record. Bases 1 to 1293 code for a protein of 430 amino acids. NCBI's taxonomy places the organism in Eukaryota, Fungi, Ascomycota, Leotiomycetes, Helotiales, Sclerotiniaceae. The transcript has 5 exons.
AUGAUUUUAACAAAGUCUUCGGGGCCAAUAAAUCCAGAAGAGGUUUUGCAUCCCCCAUCUCUUUCUGAGAGUAAAUCAAGUUCUGAGCUAAAGACUGCAUACCCUAAAUCAGAUUCAACUCUAAGGCUAGAUAGAAUGGAUCAGAUCUCUGCAUUGGCCGACACGGAAGCUGCAUCUGAGGAUCAAGAAAACACCUCUAUAUCAAGGCAAAAUUUGGUCGUAGUUCUAUGGGAUGUCGAUAAUAAAAGAAUUUCUCCGUCUUAUGACGACGUGGUAACUUCGUUGAAGAAGUUCGCUGGGCAUUUCGGGGAGCUUAUUAAUAUAUUAGCUUUUGGUAGUCAUCUCACAUUCUCUGAAAUUGGUACAAAAUUGAUAGAAGCUGGCGUACACAUUGAACGCGUGGGUACGGCUCCCCAAGAAGCAGAUGCAGCUCUACGGCGCGCGUGGAAGAAGUGGAAGAUGACGCAGUUAGAGAAGGAGCCUCAUUCUUUUAUUUGGUUAAUUUUGGUCACGGACGAUGCAGGGUUUCGGUACAUGCUGAGGUCAGGCAAGAGAAGUGAAUUCGGAGUUGUGGUUGUGAACGAAUUUUUCACUAAACUGUCGUUGGAAGGUGAUUUGCGCAUGCCUUGGCCACAACUCAAAGCUGGAAACUAUAGUUUGGACGGCUUAGCCGACCAUAUCGUUGGCAUAUCGACCAUGGAUCCAAUUGACAAAGUCAUACUAAAGCUUAAAAUUCAACUGAAGGCAAAAAGCACCAUGAAACGGGAAUUGUUGUUGAGAACAAUGCAGAAACGGUCGAUAUUAGAACAGCGUCUGAAGCAUACAAGUGAGAAAGAUUUGCAAUCCUUGGAGAUUCUCGAGGAAGCACUACGGAAAUUGGAAGAUCCAUCUGGGCAUAAAACCAUGCGGGGAAUUGAUGGAAGUAUCUUGAAAUUGGAAACUGAAUUGAAGGCAAGAAUUGAAGCGAAGAAGACAAAAAGUUCAACUGACGAAGUAACGCCUUUGGGGGACAUGUCUGAUGAAGAAUUUCUGAGAAAUCUAAGUCAUACAGAUAUCGUGGAGGGAUUGAUGAGAUUAGCGAUCAACUCGAGUUCACCGGAGAUAGACUCAAAGGAAUGGGAGCGCACGAUUGAUGACAGGCCGGCUACAGAUAUAAUGGUCAACAAUGAUCCUGUGGACCCACCACCACAGCAGACCACGUCCAAGCUUGUCAACGAGGACGUCCAGUCCUACGGCUGUUCUAGAAAAAGUUGGGGUCAGCGUCGUGACGGAGUGGUUAACGUGAUUGACUAG